CUAGCACCUGAAAACAUCUCUAAACCUUUCAACUAAAGUAUGGAUAGAUGAAUGUGCAGACCAAAGUAAAGGCAUCAAGAUAAUUAUAUUUUAAAAUGAGUCAGGAUUAAAGGCGAUGUCCUCCUUUUUAAAACAUAUUGCAGUAUUCCACGUACAUAUCCUUACUAAGCUACCUGAGAGAACUAGGCAACUUAAUAGUUCUGUGCUCUCUGGAAUUUCAAUGCCAAUUGUGACUUUCUCUCACCCUCCAAAUCAACAUGCAGCGAAUUAUUCUAAGCACCUGGAAGUGGGGGAGGUGAUGAGAAUAGAGAGGGAGAGUAAACCGAAUACCAUAGGUUGCAUACCAACAGAUCUGUGUAUCAUCAUGAAUAAUUAGUUAGCCUUUCCAUGUCCCUUGGAAGUUUCAGCAAGCACCUAAGGAACACUUUAAGAAUACUAACCUCUCUCAGAAAAUGGGUGGUUUUGUUUUAAGAUCAUUCCUCAAUUCCUCUUAGCCUUUCAGCUACAUAACUAGUCCAUUAACUUAAACGAUUUUAAAUAAAUGCCAGGGAAAAGGAAAAGGAAAGCUACAUAACCAAGUAAAUCUGUAUCUAAUUAGGAGAAAUUGGAUAAAUAGGGUGUUAUCAGCUGUUUGACAUACAGCUGAUAAAAUUACCUUCAGCUAGGCAUCCUUGAUGUCUGAUUACAGAAGUGAACCUAGCCCACGCACACACCUAAAAUUUAUUUAAGAGACCAACAGAGGCUCUUCCUGGCUUUUAGGAAGAAGACUGGCAUGGAGAAACGUGUUUCCUGCUAAUUCUUCCAAGCCAUGGCACUUCCCAGCAAAUUCUUCCUUUGUUUUUGCUGCUUUGCCUGGCUCUGUUUUCCUAUUAGCUUUGGUUCUCAGGCUUCUAGGGGAGAAGCUCAGAUUGCAGCUAGUGCUCCAUUGGAAACUGAGGCUGAGCCUCAGUCCUCUCUGCAGCCUCUAGAUGGGAGACACAGACCUGGCCUCCUUUCCCCUCUCUUUAAGGUUCUGUACGAUGGGCAAACGGAGGCCCCCAGGCUGCAGCCAGAUGACAGAGCUUUGCACUACAUGAAGAGGCUCUAUAAGGCAUGUGCUACCAAGGAGGGGAUCCCCAAAUCCAACAGAAGUCACCUCUACAACACUGUUCGGCUCUUCACCCCCUGUGCCCAGCACAAGCAGGCUCCUGGGGACCAGGUGACAGGUACCCUUCCAUCAUCAGUGGACCUGCUGUUUAACCUGGAUCGUGUUACUGCUGUUGAACAUUUACUCAAGUCAGUCUUGCUAUACACUUUCAACAACUCCAUUUCUUUUCCCUCUCCUGUUAAAUGUGUGUGCAACCUGGUGAUAAAAGAGCCAGAGUUUUCUAGCAAGACUCUCCCAAGAGUUCCAUACUCAUUUACCUUUCACUCACAGUUUGAACUUAGAAAGAAAUACAGAUGGAUUGAGAUUGACGUGACGGCUCUCCUUCAGCCUCUAGUGGCCUCCAACAAGAGGAGUAUUCACAUGUCUGUAAACGUUACGUGUGUGAAAGACCAGCUGCAGCAUCCUUCAGUGCAGGACAGUCCACUUAACAUGACUCUUCUGGUAGCCCCCUCACUGCUUUUAUAUCUGAAUGACACAAGUGCUCAGGCUUAUCACAGGUGGUAUUCCCUCCAUUAUAAAAAGAGGCCUUCACAGGGUCCUGACCAGAAGAGAGAGCUGUCUGCCUAUCCCAUGGGAGAAGAGGCUGCUGCUGAGGGUGUAAGAUCGUCCCGUCACCGGAGAGAUCGGGAAACUGUCAGCUCUAAAUUGAAGAAGCCUCUGGUGCCAGCUUCAUUCAAUCUGAGUGAAUACUUCAAACAGUUUCUUUUUCCCCAAAAUGAGUGUGAGCUCCAUGACUUUAGACUCAGCUUUAGUCAGCUGAAGUGGGACAACUGGAUUGUGGCUCCACACAAAUACAACCCUCGAUACUGUAAAGGGGAUUGUCCCAGGGCGGUCGGACAUCGGUAUGGCUCUCCGGUUCACACCAUGGUGCAGAACAUCAUCCAUGAGAAGCUCGAUUCCUCAGUGCCGAGGCCAUCCUGUGUACCUGCCAAGUACAGCCCUUUGAGUGUUUUGGCAAUUGAGCCUGAUGGCUCAAUCGCUUAUAAAGAAUAUGAAGAUAUGAUAGCCACUAAGUGCACCUGUCGUUAACGUAGGCUCCUCUCAAGUAAAACCGUGAGUCUCCUUGCCAUAGUAAAUGCCAUGCGCCUGUCUGUGCCUUUGGGAGAAAGUUUCAUGUAUCAAAUCUCUAAAUGUAAUGCAGUGUGUUGUGUAAGGAGGAGCCUGUGUAGAUUAGCACAUUCUGUGGCAUCUAUCACUGUAAAGGGAUAACAGCUGCCUUUCUCAUUUCCAAAUGUAAAUGAAAUGUACUUCUCUUGGAAAGCUUUAAAUUUUUUUCCCCUGAGUGACUAUUUUUUUUCUUUUGUAGGAGUCUUGUUUUUGAUGUAAGAAAAAAAAGUUUAAUUAGCAUAAAUCUUGGAUGGAACUGCAGCUCUAAAUAGACAAUUCAGAUAGCUAUAGUCUUAUUUAAUGGAACAAUAAAUUCCUGUGAGUGGCA
Messenger RNA from Kogia breviceps (pygmy sperm whale), 2582 nucleotides. RefSeq names its product growth differentiation factor 9 (gene GDF9). Gene Ontology annotation, molecular function: growth factor activity; cytokine activity. Gene Ontology annotation, cellular component: extracellular region. Lineage: Eukaryota; Metazoa; Chordata; Mammalia; Artiodactyla; Physeteridae. The record is from RefSeq and is a predicted model, not a curated record.